UUUCGCACUCCGUUGGGAUCGGAGCGGCGCGUCUCCUAUCGGUACCGGAAGUUCAACCCAAAAUUUCCAAACAGUCGGCCGUGGCCUUUAUUAUAUUUCUGCCGGACGAGAGAGAAAACGAAAAUAUCCGAGAAGGACGCGGAUCCCGAUCGCCUGAUAUUCGAUCCUCGAUCUGCCGUCGUCUGGUUAAAAAUUAAAAAAAAAAGAAGUGAACGCGCUUUUCUAUCGUUCGUACUUAUUUUUCUAUUCCAAACGGUAGGAAAAAGUCGCCAUCGCGUCACUACCGAUAAGCGACGAAAGUCCGUCCUCCCGGGCAGUUCGAACUUUUGGCGACAGAGGGGGCGAUCGAAGUGGUUCGACGUUCGAACCGGCGUCUGGACCCAAUUUCGAAUGGCCGAAAUGGAGGGGGAGAAAUUAGAAGCGGAGAAACUUUUCGAGGCGGUGGAGACCAUCAUGAAUCCGUCGAUCGGCCAGGAACGGAGAGGAGAAGCUUACCGGAUAUGUGAAAAUUUUAAAGAGACUUCGCCGCUCUGUGCGCAUUGCGGAUUACUUUUGUCGUCGAUUGAAAAUCCACCUGUAGUUCGUCACUUUGGACUUCAGCUAAUAGAGCACCAUAUAAAAUUUCGUUGGAAUUUCUUAUCACAGGAAGAAAAAUGCUGCAUUAAAAACAGUGCAAUGAAUUUAUUAACUAAAGGCACGAAUUCUAUUCUGGAUGAAGAAGCACACAUAAAGGAUGGAAUGUCAAGGAUCAUCGUAGAAAUGAUCAAGAGAGAAUGGCCUCAGCAGUGGCCGGAACUUUUAAAUGAACUAAGUGAAUUGUGUAAAGUUGGAGAGACUCAAAAAGAAUUAGUCUGUCUCAUAUUUUUAAGGCUGGUGGAAGAUAUUGUUACUCUGCAAAAUGUUCAAAAUCAAAGAAGAAGGGAAAUAUAUCAAGCUCUAACCAGUAAUCUACAGAAAAUAUUUGUAUUUUUUGUUACUUCUUUAAAGACUCAUUACUAUGAAUAUAAAACCUUGGAGACUCAAAAAGAAUUAGUCUGUCUCAUAUUUUUAAGGCUGGUGGAAGAUAUUGUUACUCUGCAAAAUGUUCAAAAUCAAAGAAGAAGGGAAAUAUAUCAAGCUCUAACCAGUAAUCUACAGAAAAUAUUUGUAUUUUUUGUUACUUCUUUAAAGACUCAUUACUAUGAAUAUAAAACCUUGGUUAGUUAA
This is a messenger RNA of Centruroides sculpturatus (bark scorpion), 1206 nucleotides long. Its product is annotated as exportin-5-like. Gene Ontology annotation, molecular function: small GTPase binding; nuclear export signal receptor activity; RNA binding. Gene Ontology annotation, cellular component: RNA nuclear export complex; nucleus; cytoplasm. Lineage: Eukaryota; Metazoa; Arthropoda; Arachnida; Scorpiones; Buthidae. Gene Ontology annotation, biological process: protein export from nucleus; RNA export from nucleus. The transcript is spliced from 6 exons. Bases 391 to 1206 code for a protein of 271 amino acids. The record is from RefSeq and is a predicted model, not a curated record.